ACUAUGAACAUCUGUCAUAAUUUUUCUCCAAAACUUGUGGCAACCAAAACCAGGGCCCCGGCGCCCCGGCUGGUACCAUUGACCACCCAAUUUUGUGCAUUGACCAAAUUGACUAUUUAAGUACUGUACACGGUACGAGCACUGACAUCCCAGGGCCCCAGCAACAUAACCGCAUCCGGCACCCCCUUCCUUGCUUCGCAAACCGGACAAGCCAAAAUGAAGACCAGAACACAACAAAACCCGACCAUCUCUUCCCCACCCUUCUCCUUGGACCAAGGAAAGAAGCCGACCAUGGCAGACCCCCGUGACGAGUCCCCAGAAGCAGCCGCCACCGACGACGGCUUCGAGUUCCGUAUCCUAUCCACUGCAGGCGGCCUUCUCCCCUCUGGCGCGGGCGACAUGUGCGUGGCCGACGAGCUCUUCUCCCACGGCAAGCUCCUCCCGCUCCACCCCGCCCCCGAUUCCCCCACCCUCCCGCGGUCCGAUUCCGCCGCCGCCGCCGCCGGCCUAGGCUCGCGCUCCGACUCCGGCCGCCGCAGCGCGAGCUCCAGCGGCAGCAGCAGCAGCACCGGCUGCGUCAGCCGGAGCCACUCGUCCAAGAGCGCCGCCUCCGACGCCGUCCUCCAUGGCGCCGCCGCGGCGCCGCGGAGGUCGCUGGCGAGCAGCCUGUUCUACGCGCACCCGAGCCCGUCGCCGCAGCUGCGCAGCCGCAGCGCGCGGCCGCGCCGCAGCACGGGGUCCUCGGCCCCGCCGCCGCCAGCCGGCGCCGCGUGGGGCGGCUUCAAUUUCAUACGGCUCGGCGUCGUCGGGGCCCCCGAUGUGUACCCGCCGCGCCUAGCCGAUGCCAAGAUCACAGCGGCGUCGAGGGGCGGCAGCGGCAGGAGCGCGAGGUUCGAGCGGGCGGCCAGCGCCGUGGAGAAGAGCCUGAGGAAGCAUGGCGCGGGGCUGUUCGGCGACGGCUUCGGAUGUAGGUGCUCGCCCGACGUCGUCGUCGAGCCUGCAGGCUUGCCGGAGGCGGCGAAGAAGAGCGGAGAUGAUGGGGGCGUGAAGAAGAAAGGCCGCAGCGUCCGCCGUAUUAGGAUUUUAGACUGGCUCGAAGAGCUGUCCAUCACCAGGCAGAAGAAGUGAUCUUGUGCAAAGAUCCUUGGUCUCUCUCAGCCGUGUAUGAUCGAGGAAACAUUUAGAUUGAUUGCUUAGAUUUUUCUCGUUUGAUUAACCGGAAUUGCUGAAUUGAAAAAUAUAACUUCGUCUGUACAGAGUUGUCUAUGCUAUUGCUAGGAGGGAUCUGAUCAUUAGAUUUUUCUGGUUUGAUUAACGGGAAAUGCUCGAUUAGAAAAACAA
Molecule: messenger RNA, 1341 nt
Organism: Brachypodium distachyon (stiff brome)
Lineage: Eukaryota; Viridiplantae; Streptophyta; Magnoliopsida; Poales; Poaceae
Exons: 1
Coding region: 217-1128 (303 amino acids)
Source: RefSeq, a predicted model, not a curated record